UUCAAACUUUUCCAUUCUAUAUCCUGCACUAUGAAGACGUUGGUGGCGCUGCUUUUGCUUGGCUUGGUUGUGGCCGGGUUUGCGCACGAAGAGGAGGACGUCUCACAUAAUUUCGAUGAAGAGAUUCCGGAAAAUGCAAGAAUAAAGCGGUGGCUUUUUAAGGAUAAAUGCAAAGUGGACAGUGACUGCAAACCAAAUCAUUGCUGCGAGAAGUCGUGGUUCAGGAAAAAAUGUCAUCGCAUGAGACAUCUUCACCAGCUCUGCUCCACCAGCCCACGCGCAAGCUGUUACCACGCAUGCGCGGAAGGUCUCGAGUGCCGCACAUUCUCUGCCAAUUGGCCAAUACCUCGACACCAAAGAUGCGUCAUCAAGCCGACCCAGGCCCCAACAACCGAGCCAGGAUCCGGGGAUUUCGAGUGAAUAUCCAAGAAUGCAGUACGGGCCCUUCAUUAGAUUGUUUCCUUACAAUUCAUUGGAUGAAAUAAUAUGGUGAACAGUUGGAACGGUUGGAAGGGUCUUAACCAUUUAGAAUGGUCUUAAAUAAAAAUGUCAUAAAACAC
Molecule: messenger RNA, 560 nt
Organism: Nematostella vectensis (starlet sea anemone)
Lineage: Eukaryota; Metazoa; Cnidaria; Anthozoa; Actiniaria; Edwardsiidae
Exons: 3
Coding region: 31-420 (129 amino acids)
Biological process (GO): lipid catabolic process; digestion
Cellular component (GO): extracellular region
Molecular function (GO): enzyme activator activity
Source: RefSeq, a predicted model, not a curated record